AUAUAUAAAAGUAAAGGAGUAGAUAAAUAAAUUCUUAUUUGAAAAAGAAGAAAGGUUUAUAUAGUUAUCAUUUCAUCGUUCUUGAAGAAUAUUUGCAGUGUUAAGUGAAUUUUAAAUAGGUAAUUAAAUACCUAUUGUAGUGACAACUUGCAUGACUGGACAGUUUUGAUAUACCUUAUACCAAUUAGUUUUUUACAAAAUGACUGAAAUAAAAAAGCAAACUAGAAAAAAUGAAAGCAUAUGCAAUAAAUUCAAAACAGUGCUUUUAUUUAUUUCAUACUAUAUUAAUAUAUUCAUUGACAAAAUAUUUGGCUAUUUCUACAACUCGAGACGUAUUCAGAUACAUAAAUGUACAAAUCCUAUUAUUCUGUCGAGUGCUGUGUCCGUGGCACGAAGAAUAAGAAAAGGUGAAUUGAAAUCAGAGGAAGUUGUUCAAGCAUUUAUUAAUAGAAUACAAGAAGUAAAUCCUAUUUUAAAUGCUGUUGUUGAUGACCGAUUUGAAGAGGCAUUGGAAGAAGCUAGAAAAAUAGACAAAGAUAUUCAAAUUGGUAAUAUACUUGAUGUGGAUUUUCAAGAAAAACCUUUUCUGGGUGUACCGUUUACAACAAAAGAAUCAACUGCUGUUAAGGGAUUAUCAUAUACUUUUGGGUUAAUUAGGCGAAAAAAUAGAAAGGCAUUAUUUGAUGCAGAUUAUGUUACUCUAAUGAAAGAAGCUGGAGGUAUAUGCCUAGGUGUAACAAACAUUCCUCAGUUGAAUUUAUGGCAAGAGACUAGUAAUCCUUUAUUCGGAAUAACCAAUAAUCCUUAUGAUACAACAAGAACCGUAGGUGGUUCUUCUGGAGGAGAGGCCAGCAUUUUAGCAGCUGGAGGAACACCUAUUGGUAUUGGUACUGAUAUUGGAGGUUCUAACAGAAUCCCAGCUUUUAUGUGUGGUGUUUUUGGACAUAAACCGACGUCACACCUCAUUUCAACUAAAGGGAUGACCUUUAGAACUGGUAAAGAGGAACAGACAAUGGUGGUAGUAGGAACUCUAACGAAAUAUGUUGAGGAUAUUAUUCCAUUAUUGAAGGUACUAGUAGCCGAAAACAUCUGUAGAUUAAAACUGGAUCAGCCUGUAGAUGUUAAAAAACUUAAAAUAUACUAUAUUAUGGAUCCAAAAGAUCCGUUUGUGAACCAAUUCAGAGAUGAAAUGAAAAGUACAUUAGCCAGUGCUGUUAAUUAUUUCACUGAGAUAUCACUACAAAAACCUCAAGAACUUGAAUUUGAAGGUACCAAAUAUACAGGAAAAUUGUGGAAAUACUGGAUGAGCAAAGAAUCAGAUGCCAAUUUUAAAAAGGAUAUAAUGAAUAGAGAGGGAGAGACAAAUCCUGCCAUGGAAAUUCUAAAACAUUUUACCGUUGGAGGAGAUUACACUACGGCAACAAUCUUUAACUUUGUGAACUGUCUUUUGCCCUACCCUAACGGGGAGUGGGCUACUAGGGAAACUGAGAAAUUAAGAAAACAAAUUUUGGAAAAACUUAAAGAUGACGGUGUACUACUCUACCCUUCUGCACCAUGGCCUGCCAAUUACCACCACACAGCCCUUUUGAGGCCUUGGAACUUUAAUCUGUUCGCCAUUUGGAAUGUAUUGAAAUUCCCAGUGACGCAAGUUCCAAUGGGUUUAAAAAAUGGUCUACCCGUUGGUAUACAAGUUGUUGCAGCGCCUCAUCAAGAUCAUUUAUGUAUUGCGGUGGCAGGAGAAUUGGAAAAAGCAUUUGGUGGAUAUGUACCGCCUUUCCAAACUUCUUAAGUGGCUUAUAACUUAUUUUUCAAUUUUUUUUUUAUUUCAAUUAAACUGCACUUAUCCACUUUCACUUGAAAAAGACCAAAAUCAAUGUGAUUUUUCUAAUGUACAGGACACAAUAAUAUAACAUUCCCUUUAUUGAGGUUGGUUUUUGUAUUAUCUGAAUGAAGUCCAUGUUAUAACUUCAAGAACCUUAACAAACGGCCUAAUACCACUGGAUUUCCAGAUACAGGAUAUUGACAUUUAAAUUUUUUUACAUUUAUAUAGUUAGGAGAUUGAUGAAACUUGGAUUAAUAAUUUGCCCAAGUAAAGGCAAAAAUUUACUGCAGUGGUAUACUUUAUAAGCACAUUAAUAUUUUUUAAAUGUCCACCUUAAAAAGUUUUUAUUUGUACACCAAUGACUUUUUGCCAU
Molecule: messenger RNA, 2195 nt
Organism: Anoplophora glabripennis (Asian longhorned beetle)
Lineage: Eukaryota; Metazoa; Arthropoda; Insecta; Coleoptera; Cerambycidae
Product: fatty-acid amide hydrolase 2-A-like
Exons: 9
Coding region: 200-1789 (529 amino acids)
Source: RefSeq, a predicted model, not a curated record